Messenger RNA from Linum tenue, 1037 nucleotides. NCBI's taxonomy places the organism in Eukaryota, Viridiplantae, Streptophyta, Magnoliopsida, Malpighiales, Linaceae. The record is from the annotation of a GenBank genome assembly.
UUUUCCACUGCUUUCGUAAAUUGUCCGUCUCCACAGUCCACACUCUUCCCUCCGUCCUCCGCCUUUUCUUUAUUAUUUUUUUUAUAUAUAUUUAAACGUCGCCUCCUCUCUGAUUCUCCCGUCCUUCGUCUCCCAUUCUGUCUUGACUUUGUUUCAGGCAGCUCCCAGCACAGAUUCGUCGGGAAGGAGGCUCGGUCGCGGCGGCUACUCUCAUCACCGGAAAAGAUGGGUUUCUUUUCCUUCUUCGGCCGAGUACUCUUCGCUUCCAUCUUCAUCUUCUCUGCCUGGCAAGAGUUCAAUGAUUAUGGCACUGAUGGAGGGAUUGCAGCAAAGACUUUGGCGCCUAAGCUGCAAGUCUUCUCAAAGCAUGUGGCGGUGCAAACAGGCUUUGAAAUUCCUGAAAUAGAGAUUAAGGCUGCAGUUGCAGCUGCUGUGGCCAUGAAAGGAGUCGGUGGCAUCCUUUUCAUCUUUGGAAGCUCUCUCGGCGCUUAUCUUCUGCUUCUGCACCAGCUCAUUUUCGUUCCCGUAUUGCACGAUUUCUACAACUAUGAUCCAACCAAGCCGGAGUUCAACCCAAUUUUCAUCAAGUUCACUCAGAACUUGGCGCUGUUCGGAGGGUUGCUCUUCUUCGUCGGCAUGAAGAACUCAAUUCCCAGGAGGCAACUGAAGAAGAAGCCUCACAAGAAACAACUAUGAGAAACGCAGGACAUGUUGGGUGUGGGGAGUCUCUCACAACCGCGGAAGUUGUCCUAGUUUUUUUUGUAUGAAUGUAUCAGAAUCUCGACGUUUAGAGGAUAGGCAAAUCCCGAGAGAAGAGAAGGGAAAAUGAGAGAGGAGGAACAUGUAUGUGUUUUAGCUUUGUGCUCAGGAGGUUAUUCGCAAUACGUUUGUUACACUAUUUUGAUAACUCCACCGAUUAACUUUCUUUACAAUUACAACUCGCGCAGAAUUCGAUCUUUGUCUGAAAUCAUAUUGAUUGAAAAUGCGCCAUUUGGUCGUUGAAUGUGGAAUGCGUUAGGGUUAUGGCUAUUUGGGAU